CCGUUAACUGAAACAUCAGAGGCCCGUUUCAGAAAGCAGGUUUAGUGAAAAAUCUAAGUUUGUAAAUCUUUAGUUUCCUAGUCAGGGUAAAUUAAAUCAGAAUUCAGGGUUAGACUCAGAGUUUGUUAAAUCUCCUUCCUGAAACGGGCCCCAGACGAGUCAGAUUAUCAUUAUUGACGUUUAAUUCUUUCAAAUAGUGAAAUCUGCUCCAGGAACACUUGUAGUCUUAAUGGCGUUAAGUACUGUUUACGUUAGCUUUCUUGCUAGAUGCCUGGUUGUAACAAUAACCUCGUGUUAAUCAAUCAGAGUGCCCAACACAGCUGUCUUUGAAAGUCAGAAAUGAGGAAAAUAUAUUCAUGACAUGAAAGGUUUGUUAACCCAUUUCUGUUCCAUCUCCAUUGAGUGUCUACCAAUGUGUAGAUCAGUGUUUUACACCACUGCUAUCAAGCCAGAAACAAUGACAUAGUUAACGUCCGGUAAACCCCUUUCAAAAUAAAACGAACAGUAGGCGUAAAAAAAACGAGCUGUUUGCGAUUAAUGAUUUUCACAGAUGAUAUUGUCGUUACAUAUUCACCAUGUUGCAGUGCACGUGCAUACAUAAAGGCAGAAUAUCUGCGUGAGUCAAAUUUAGUAAUAGCAUUAGAGGUAACAAACGGAUGCUAAUCUAGGAAACCAACCCAUCAUGGCGGCUGCCACAAGGCUUAUAUCAAGGUUGACGCUGGUCACUGGAGGAGGCAGUGGGAUUGGACGGGCGGUGUGUCAGCGCUUGGCCUCUGAGGGCGCCUCCGUGGUGGUCGCUGACAUCAGCGAGGAGUCGGCCAAUGAGACCCUGGGGAGCCUGCCGAGUGACCUCAGGGGGCAGGCACACCGGGCGGCUGUGGUGGACGUGUCGUCAAAAGAGAGUGUAAAGAAGCUGAUCACAAGUAUACAGACUCAGUACUUUCAGCCUCCCUCAGUGUGUGUGAACGCAGCCGGCAUCACCCAGGACGACUUCCUGCUCAACAUGGACGAGGAUCAUUUUGACAAAGUCAUCCAGGUCAACCUGAAGGGUUCAUUCUUGGUCAUUCAGGCUGUCGCUCAGGCUCUGGUCGCCUGUGGAGCACCCAAAGGAUCCAUCGUUACUGUGGGCAGCAUCGUGGGAAAGGUGGGAAACAUUGGACAGGCCAAUUACGCUGCCUCUAAAGCAGGAGUGGAGGGUUUAACAAGGACCGCUGCCAAAGAGCUCAGCAGGUUUGGGAUUCGGUGUAAUUGUGUGCUGCCAGGUUUCAUAUCGACUCCGAUGACGGAUAAAGUUCCAGAGAAGGUUAUUAGCAAGAUGAAGUCCUUGGUGCCUCUGGGAAGAAUGGGUGAACCUGCAGAGGUUGCUGAUGUUUGUGCCUUUCUAGCUUCAGAUGAUUCUCGAUACAUCACCGGAGCCAGUGUCGAAGUGACAGGAGGACUUUUCAUUGGAUAAAUCUGAUGAAGACCAAUGGGAGGCCAGUUCCUUCGUUGUUAACUUAAUUUUUCAAUGAUCCUACGGUUGUAUUCGACAUACAACAUGUUAUAAACUGUGCCAAUAAACACUUGUUUGUAAUA
This is a messenger RNA of Perca flavescens (yellow perch), 1575 nucleotides long. RefSeq names its product hydroxysteroid (17-beta) dehydrogenase 8 (gene hsd17b8). Bases 683 to 1453 code for a protein of 256 amino acids. Gene Ontology annotation, molecular function: quinone binding; oxidoreductase activity, acting on the CH-OH group of donors, NAD or NADP as acceptor. Gene Ontology annotation, biological process: fatty acid biosynthetic process. The record is from RefSeq and is a predicted model, not a curated record. Lineage: Eukaryota; Metazoa; Chordata; Actinopteri; Perciformes; Percidae. The transcript is spliced from 9 exons.